CUGCAUCAUUCCUACAUCUAGCCAUAUUACACUGCAUCUCGAAAAUAUGGCUGGUGUCGAGCAGUGUAUAACUGCCUUAUCCACGGCAUUCCAAGAAGGUGCCGACCUUAUGCAGGUUAUCCAAGAACGCAGGACCAAGAACGUGCGUCGGAGCAACGAAGACGAACGGGAGCAGGCAUAUGGAGAGAAAAUGCUUCACCAAGCGUUAGCCGACAGUGCAGAGAAGUGUCGUUCUGGGAGUGAACAACGGAAAUAUCGAUUUGGGAGUUCGUUUGGUGUAGGGGACAGCGUUGCAGUGUCGGAAUUCGGUCUGAUCAUGGCCAAUCUGCAGAUACAAGUCCUCAGUAUCUUGCAACAGAUUGUAGAUCUGGCUGAAGAGGAUACGACAAUGGCAACUUUGGAUGUUGUACGCUUGCACGAAGCUGUCAUUACGGCCAAGAGCAACACGCUCCGUAGUAUGGACGACUUGUGUCAACGCAUUGUAUAUGGCACGAAGAGGACGGAUGAGGGCCAGAUUCGACACUUCGGAUCCACGGAAUUAUUCGCACACCAGAACAUGAGCUCGUUUUCCAUCCAUGAUUCAGUCAUAGACUACCGGAAUCGAGUCGCUCAACAACAAAAUGCUUCAACCCUCCCGCUGGAUACUGCCGCACAUCGCAGACAUACAAUGACAGGAAUCGAAAAUUUCCAUCACACACAAGUGCAACAAACUCCCAGUCAACGAGUAUCAGCAACACUGCCAUCGUCGGAUUGUAUAUGGCCGAUAUCAAGAACCCGAACAACGACAUCAAUCUCAUCCACCAGCAGUAGCUGUAGAAGUGUGUCAUCGACCACUUCGAGUAUAUCCUGCAGAUCUUCGAUAUCGUUGCCUCCUAUCCCUCCGACUACAUUCCUCGAUCACAACAAUUACAUCAACACAACCACAACCACAACCACAACCACCAUCCCCACCGCUCCGAAACUCCAACGUCUCAGUAUCCCCGAAGCAACACCCUCUUUCCCCCCCGUCCACGAAUCCCACACCUCCCCCAAAAAAUCUCAUCGGAAACCCCUCAGUAUCCGAUCUCCAAUCUUUUUCUUCUCUCGGCGCGAUAAACUUUUAGGACCAGAUACCAAUCACCACCCUCCUCCACCUCCACCUCCUCAAACCAGUAAUGCUGGUUAUGUUACCAGCAAAAGUACACAUCCAGCUUAUAGAAACGACGACGAGAAGGAGAAGACGAAGACGAAGAAGGAGAAGAAAAUCAAAUCACCCACGACGAAAGCUCUACUCCCAACAACAAAAGAGAAUCCUUCCUUCCACGAUCAAAAAUGUUCUUCACCACCGAUUCCUCCUUCUGCUUCUUCCACUCCUUUAGCAAAGAGGACAAAAGCUUUCUUAGGAAGAGUUGUUGUUAGUCGGCGGUGGAGGAGAAGGAGGGAAGAAGACGAAUAAGACGAUUUGAGAAGAAGAGGAGAGGAGGGAAAGGGGAUUGAAUCGUGAGGUGAGGUGAGGUAAGGCCCGGUGGUUGGAAUUUCAUGUUUGCUCUGUAUGUAUGUAUGUAUGUAUGUAUGUAUGUAUACUUUA
Sphaerulina musiva SO2202 is the source of this 1567-nucleotide messenger RNA. RefSeq lists its product as uncharacterized. Bases 47 to 1435 code for a protein of 462 amino acids. NCBI's taxonomy places the organism in Eukaryota, Fungi, Ascomycota, Dothideomycetes, Mycosphaerellales, Mycosphaerellaceae. The transcript has a single exon. The record is from RefSeq and is a predicted model, not a curated record.